UUAAUACAAACAUAACCUGCAAACAUGUAAUCCGCUAACCUCAAUAUGAGCUCUUCUGCCAGAUCUUUUAGAAAGUAAACACCAUAAGGAUGAAUUUCGUGACCAGAAGGCUCUGCACGCCGAAGAUCGUAAGGGCAGCAAAAUGUCAGCAUCUGAAACCUUCAGUAAUGUCCACAGCAGCUGUAGCUGUAAAUCAAUCGCAGAGCAGAGAUUCAUCCUUAUUGGACAAUCUGAAGUACCUGAUGCUGCUUGGAUCAGGAUACCUGGUGUACCAAUACCUUGGCUUUGGUACAAAAGUGGAUGCUGCAACACCGGUAAAGAACAGACGCAGCCAGCAUAAUUUUAUAGCCGAUGUGGUUGAGGAGUCGGCACCAUCUGUAGUGUAUAUAGAGAUAAAGGAUGCUACCAGAAAAGAGUUUUUCACUGGGCAAUCAAUCACAAUUUCGAAUGGUUCAGGUUUUAUAAUCGCUGAGGACGGUUUGAUUUUAACUAACGCCCAUGUUGUUGCUUCAAAACCAAACACGAAUGUGAUUGUUAAACUGCUGAAUGGAAACAUUUAUCAGGGAGCUAUCGAGAGUGUUGACAUGCACAGUGAUCUGGCGACGGUGAGGAUAAACGCUAAUAAUUUACCAGCCAUGAAAUUAGGGAACUCCUCAGAUCUGAGGCCGGGCGAGUUUGUUGUUGCUAUCGGAAGUCCAUUGGCGCUGAGUAAUACAGUGACUUCAGGGGUUAUAAGUUCGACGCACAGAGGGUCCGAUGAGUUGGGGAUGAGAGGAAAGGAUAUGGUGUACAUCCAGACGGAUGCUGCAAUCAACUUUGGUAACUCUGGAGGACCUUUGGUGAAUCUGGACGGAGAGGCGAUCGGUGUGAACAGCAUGAAAGUGACUUCAGGCAUUUCCUUUGCUAUUCCAAUAGACUAUGUGAAAGCAUUCCUGCUCCAAUCGAGUAGUGUAAAGAAGCAAGUUUUACCUGCAGCCAAAAGGUACAUGGGAAUCACCAUGCUAACAUUGACCCCGCAGAUUGUGAAUGAGAUGAGACAAAGGGAUCAGUACUUUCCGGCCACCAUCAAAGAAGGUGUCUUAGUCUGGAAAGUCAUCUAUGGUUCUCCGGCUGAUGUAGGCGGAUUGAAACCUGGUGAUAUUGUUGUAUCCAUCAACAAGAAGGCCAUCACUAAAGCAAACGAUGUUUACGAUAUCCUUGAAAGCAGAGACAACUACAAACUCUUAAUGACGAUCAUUCGCUCAGGGGUUUACCAGGAAUUAGUGAUCGUACCGCAAGACACGUAAAUGUGAUUUUUAUAUGCAUAUAUAUAUAUUUUUAAAUAAAAGGUUUGAUUCAUCGUUUCUUCUUCGA
Molecule: messenger RNA, 1353 nt
Organism: Nicrophorus vespilloides
Lineage: Eukaryota; Metazoa; Arthropoda; Insecta; Coleoptera; Silphidae
Product: serine protease HTRA2, mitochondrial-like
Exons: 3
Coding region: 90-1286 (398 amino acids)
Biological process (GO): positive regulation of apoptotic process; proteolysis; programmed cell death
Molecular function (GO): serine-type endopeptidase activity; protein binding
Source: RefSeq, a predicted model, not a curated record